Molecule: messenger RNA, 576 nt
Organism: Miscanthus lutarioriparius
Lineage: Eukaryota; Viridiplantae; Streptophyta; Magnoliopsida; Poales; Poaceae
Source: the annotation of a GenBank genome assembly
AUGGCGGGCGCCCUGGAUGCUUUAGCACCCUACGUGAAGAAGCUUAUCGUGGACAUGGCACAAGAAGAGGUGCCCGUGCUGCUUGGCAUCUCCAGCGAGAUCACCAAGCUGGAGGACAGCAUGGAAGGCCUCAAAGCCUUCCUCAAAGUUGCCGAGAGGAGGCGCAUCACCGACACAAGCGUGCAAAGAUGGUCGACAAAGCUCAAGAACGCCAGGAGACAGACGAGCCUUCACUGUGUCUGCAAAGCUGUGACUGUGGAAUAUAAUGGUUCACUUAUACUUCUUUGGAAGCAUGGGACAGCAUGCAGUUCAGUCAACAGAAACUUCCCAUCAGUUGUCGAGCUUGACGUGUCCCUCUGCCCCAAGCCCAAGAGGGCCACUGGCCUCAGCAGAUCGCACAAGAUUAGUAUCCUCCGCUGUCUAAAUCUGCAGGUGCUUCAAGGUGUCCCCACGCUCGACAUAUACAAUCGAUUGUCCCAUGCUCAAAAAGGAUCAAGGUUACAGAAAAUCAAGAUCAUCGGUUGCCCAAAUGAGCAGAUGCUAAAAGGAGUUCCAUCACUAGACAGCAUGAGAUGA